GGGAAAUGUAGUUAAAUUCAAUAAAAAAAGGUGUUACAAAACCUAGCUUAACGAACACCAGUGUGCUUCUUCUCGUAACUGGGCUGCUAAAACAUUAGCUACUUCGUCUGCCGUUUCUUUUGCUUAGCUUCAAAUCUUUGCCAGAACUUGGUUUUAUUGAUUGCAUGUUGCACUGUCUGUGGAGAAGCUCAUCUUUCUCCCCCGCACCAAGGCGACUCUUGAGGCUUGGUGACCACAGUAGUCAUAAACCCACUUCAGGAUUCUCCUCCCCGAGCAAGUCAUUCACCAGUCAAACCAUCAUGUCAGACAAAAAACGCAAAUCAACAUCUUCAGCUGCUGCUGCUGGUAAAGAGCCCAGUGCUAAGCAGCAGAAGUUGGCCCCCGCGAAGAAGGAAAAGAAGGAGAGAGCUGAGGGCUGGCUGCAGGACCUUGUGAAGCAGCAGAGGACAGAGAAGAAGGAAAUGAAAUUCAACCAGAAGCGCCUCCGCUUUAUAACUGACACAAAGCAGGCAAAGCCAGGCUCAGAGGGUGUACUGUACUGGAUGUUAAGAGACCAUAGAGUACAAGAUAAUUGGGCCCUGAUCCAGGCCCAGCGGCUUGCUUUGGAAGAGAACCUUCCUCUGCACAUCUGUGUCUGCCUGUUUGUCCCGAAAUCAGAACUGUCUACUCUGAGACAUUACAGCUUUAUGCUAAAAGGUCUGAAAGAAGUUGCAAAGGAAUGCAAGACCUUAGACAUCCAGUUCCACUUGCUGCAUGGUUCGGCGGGGGACGUUCUCCCUGGCUUUGUGUCUGACCACGGACUGGGGGCAGUAGUGACAGACUUCUCCCCCCUCAGAGAGCCACUGCAGUGGUUGGAGGAUGUUAAAAAGGCACUUCCAAAGGACAUUCCCCUCAUACAGGUUGAUGCCCACAAUAUUGUUCCGUGCUGGGUAGCAUCACCUAAACUUGAGUACGCCGCCAGGACGAUCAGAGGAAAAAUCACCAAGCUUUUGCCAGAGUUCCUCACAGAGUUUCCUCUGGUAGAGAAACACCCGUACACAGCUACUGCAGCAGCCAAACCAGUAGACUGGGACAAAAUCCUGGCCUCCCUGCAGGUUGACCGGUCAGUUGGCGAGCCGGAGUGGGCAGAGCCAGGCACCAAUGGAGGGAUGGCCAUGUUGGAGUCCUUCAUUGAUGUACGCCUGAAACUGUUUGACACCCAACGCAAUGACCCAAACGCUGCUGCCCUCAGCCAGUUGUCCCCCUGGAUCCGCUUUGGCCACCUGUCAGCCCAGCGCGUGGCACUGCAGGUUCAGCACAGUGGCAAGUCUUCAGGGCUUUCUGUCUCCUCCUUCAUUGAGGAGCUGGUGGUGCGCAGGGAGCUGACCGACAACUUUUGCUUCUACAACAAGAAAUACGACUGCGUGGAGGGUGCGUAUGAGUGGGCUCAGAAGACUUUGAAAGAUCAUGCCAAAGAUAAGAGGCCAUAUCUCUACACACGUGAACAGCUGGAGAAAGCGGAGACUCAUGACAAGCUCUGGAACGGUGCUCAGAACCAGAUGGUCACUGAGGGGAAGAUGCAUGGUUUCUUGAGGAUGUACUGGGCCAAAAAGAUUCUGGAGUGGACUUCUUCCCCUGAGGAGGCACUCUCAAUCGCUCUAUACCUAAAUGAUCGCUAUGAGCUGGAUGGCCAGGACCCCAAUGGCUUUGUUGGUUGUAUGUGGUCUAUUUGUGGCAUCCAUGAUCAGGGCUGGGGAGAGAGAGCUGUUUUCGGAAAGAUCCGCUACAUGAACUACAAAGGCUGCCUGCGGAAGUUUGACGUAGCCCGGUUUGAGAGAAAGUACUGUCCCAAAAACCUUUGAAGCCUAAAAUGCCUUUCUUGCAGAGGAUGUUUUGUUCUCCACUGGCAGUUUCUUUUACUGAAUAUUCAGACAUUCAUAAUUUAACUUUAUGUUAUGAACUGUUGUGCCUACUUAGUAAGCAUAAAGGGUUUUAUGCUACUUUUGUAUUACUGUUUUUUUUGUGGGUUGUAUUUUUUUAAUGUUAAUUAAAUUGUAUAUUCCACAAAAGAUGCCUUGUUUAUCAUAAAUGUUUCAACAAGAGGAACUCUGAGGACUUCUUUCUUAAAAUCCCUCUUUUCAUACCAAACCAUUUUCUGUUCUGAUACUUGUAUUAUAAUUUCUUUAUCCAUUACAGUUCUCCAGCUGUAAUUUAUCUGUAACACCUGAAUACCACAUAUAUUGCCUAAACAGACUUGUAUGAUUAUUCUUUACUCAAAAGUAAACAUUCACCCA
Etheostoma spectabile (orangethroat darter) is the source of this 2273-nucleotide messenger RNA. RefSeq names its product CPD photolyase (gene cpdp). Gene Ontology annotation, biological process: photoreactive repair. Bases 165 to 1841 code for a protein of 558 amino acids. The record is from RefSeq and is a predicted model, not a curated record. The transcript is spliced from 10 exons. NCBI's taxonomy places the organism in Eukaryota, Metazoa, Chordata, Actinopteri, Perciformes, Percidae. Gene Ontology annotation, molecular function: deoxyribodipyrimidine photo-lyase activity.